UGCAUUUGCGAAAAGUGGUUUUGUUUAGCCCAGCGGGUAGCAGAGAUGUGCCUAAAAUCAAUGUGUCAUUUUCGUUCAGCAUAUUAGCCUCAGGAGGUAAAUAAUGCUUUGACCUGGUCGACGAAAAUCAAACUCAUAAAUAAACAUUAAGUCAAAUGUACAGACCAGGCCAAGCAAUUUAAACAAAGAAAAACACUAAAUAGAAACCAAUUAGCUCCUAAAAAGUUAUAAACAGUGAAAACAUGGGGUGCUUAAGUAGUAAAGACCGUUUAACCAAAGAAGACAUGGAGUUCUUAAAAACGCAUACGAGAUAUGACGAAGCCACAAUUAAAGAGUGGUAUAAGGGAUUUAAGCAAGAUUGCCCCAACGGCCGAUUGACGCCUGCUAAGUUUGUCGAUAUGUAUAAAAUGUUCUUUCCAUCCGGAAAUGCGGAAGAGUUUUGUGACCAUGUUUUUCGUACAUUCGAUAUGGACAAAAAUGGAUAUAUUGACUUUAAGGAAUUUUUACUCGCAAUAGAUGUAACUUCAAGCGGAACACCGGAGGAAAAGCUUAAGUGGGCCUUUCGAAUGUACGAUGUCGAUGGCAAUGGUGUUAUAGACAUACAAGAAAUGACCAAAAUUGUUCAGGCAAUUUAUGACAUGCUAGGAGCGUGCUCAUCUAAUCGUCCAGCUGAUUCAGCAGAAGAAAGAGCAAAAAAUAUUUUUGCAAAAAUGGACGAAAAUAACGAUGGUCAAUUAACCCAAGAUGAGUUCUUGAAAGGAUGCUUGCAAGAUGAGGAGUUGUCAAAAAUGUUGGCACCAUAAACAAUUAUAUCCUACAAUAUGUGUGUAUUUGAUGAAAUCAGUAAUGAAAUGUAUAAAUACUUAAUUUAUAUUUCUUAUACUAAAAUUAAACUACUAUAAAACUAUGCAAUCAUUAAA
Molecule: messenger RNA, 920 nt
Organism: Drosophila santomea
Lineage: Eukaryota; Metazoa; Arthropoda; Insecta; Diptera; Drosophilidae
Product: neuronal calcium sensor 2
Exons: 6
Coding region: 243-803 (186 amino acids)
Molecular function (GO): calcium ion binding
Source: RefSeq, a predicted model, not a curated record